CGCGAGACGCAGAGCGGCGCGGCGCCGAGAUCGCCGCCGCUGGGGAUGGGCGCGCUGCCGGGCGCCCGGGGCCACGCGUGCGUUGCGGAGGCGCCGGCGCCGCCCGUGCGGUCCGUGCUGCGGCACGUGCAGCUGGAGAACCUGGCCGCCGGGCUGAGCGGCGGCGUCGUGUCCACGCUGGUGCUGCACCCGCUGGACCUGGUCAAGAUCCGCUUCGCAGUGAGUGAUGGAUUGGAGCUGAGGCCAAAAUACAAUGGGAUUCUCCACUGUAUGACCACAGUCUGGAAGCAUGAAGGACUACGAGGCUUGUACCAAGGGGUAACUCCCAACAUGGUGGGAGCAGGGGCUUCCUGGGGACUUUAUUUUUUCUUUUAUAAUGCCAUCAAAGCUUACAAGAAGGAGGGGAAGCUGGAAAGUCUCACUGCAACUGAACACCUGGUGUCAGCUGCGGAGGCGGGAGCCAUGACUCUCUGCAUUACGAACCCCAUAUGGGUAACGAAGACACGACUUGUAUUACAGUACGACGCUGGUGUUGAUCCAUCAAAGCGGCAGUACACAGGAAUGUCUGAUGCUCUUAUAAAGAUAUACAAGGCAGAGGGCAUACGUGGCUUGUAUAAGGGAUUUGUUCCUGGUCUGUUUGGAACUUCACAUGGAGCGCUUCAGUUCAUGGCAUAUGAGGAUUUGAAAUUGAGAUACAACAAGUACAGAAACAGAAUGUCAGAUACAAAAUUGAACACUGCAGAAUACAUAAUGAUGGCAGCUGUAUCCAAAAUAUUUGCUGUGUCAGCAACGUAUCCCUAUCAGGUUGUACGAGCUCGUCUUCAAGAUCAGCAUAAUAGAUAUUCUGGUGUGUUAGAUGUGAUCUGCAGGACAUGGAGGAAAGAAGGAAUUCAUGGAUUUUACAAAGGAAUUGUCCCCAAUGUGAUCAGAGUGACUCCUGCGUGCUGCAUUACCUUUGUAGUUUAUGAAAAUGUGUCGGGUUUUCUACUUAGUUUUAGAAAAGAAAAUAAUUAAAGGUAAAAGUUUGUAUUGAUAAAAAAUAUAUCCUUUAUUUUUUUAAUAUUUAUGAUCUGGAAGGUAGUUACUUCAGCAGCCUAUUUUGACGCUGUGAAUUGAUCUGGUAUUUUGAGGAAAGAACUCUGAGAUAGCGAAACCCUGCCUACAUCUCUUGUGCUGAGGGUGCUUGUGUUGCUGCGUUCCUCUCCCUCUGAAUCAGCAGUGUCUGCUCAAAACAGAUGUCUGCGACUGUGAAGCAGCAUUGUGACUGGGUGAAGGCAGCUGUGCAGCAUUUCAGCUCAUCCUGGCCUGCCUGGAAUAAUGGACUAAUCUGUUUGAUAGGUCUCAAGAUAACAAUUGUUCAGAUUGUUGUACAGAAAACUUCAUAGAAAAGCAAUUCCGGUGUCUGAAGUGUCUGAACUUUCUUAAGUCUUUAUCUGAGUCUCAUGAAGAAAAUAUGUAUGUAGUUGCUUACAGCAAUGUCUUUGGAAUCCAUUUCUGUUAUUUGUCAGAUUUUAGGUUAUGGAAUGCUCCAUAUUCCGUUGGUCCAUGCAGCCUCAGUGGGGUGCAAUUUGGAAACUCAGAUUGUUUUGUAAACCAGUCAGCUGUCCAUUCUUGAUUUUGAGUAAUUGCAAAUUGAAAUCCACUUCUUGUCUCAUACCAAGACAGACUUGCAGUGUGGUUUUUGGCUUGUUUUUAACACCAGACCAAAGUCUGUUGUGCACAUUGUUGGCAGCUUACUUCAUUUGAUUUCUCACCACCCCACCCUCCCCGGCCACAGCUCCAUUACUGGUACAUCUGACUAAAUACUGCUUAUUUGAAAGAAGGCUUACUUUAAAAAAAUAAUCCAAAUAAUCCAUUAGCGAUGCAGUAUUAAAGCAGCUUUAACAGAGACUGGUCUUAGAACAAAAAACCCAUAGGUUUUCUAAAAACUGUGUGCAUAGGGCUUUCUUAAAAAGCAGUGACUUCUGAUUUAGUCUCAGGAAGUGCCUAAGACUAUUGCUGACACAACAGUAAGCUGAAUUACAGUGCAUUUCAGUACAUUUGAAUAAUAAUGUUUAUUUUUAUGCCAGUAAUUGCUGACAAAGAUAGGUGCUUUUUAGAGACUUGGGUUUAAUUGUUGUAGUUCUUCAAUAAGGAAAUAAUUUACUGAGCAUAACAUCUGCCUUCUACUGUUAGUAUGAAGGAGAAUCAGAAAUUAUCAGCUGAGGAGGAAAGAAGCUAAUAAAGAUUUUCAACAGGUGUGGGGAAAUAAUGAGUUUUAUAAGGCGCAGAGAACGCUGUCAUCUAGCAAAACAUCCGAAUAACCACUUAGAGAAGUUCCUGUUUGUUUAACAGAAGACUAACCAAGAGCAGAAAUGAGGCUAUUUAUUUUUAACUUUUGUUUCUAAUUAAGAAGAGUUGGUUUUACUUAAGAUAAAUUUGAAAGUCUCCAAAACUGCUCAGUAUUUUGAAUCUCAAUUCAGCAACCUGGUUGCUUGUUUCUGUUGAUGCUAUUGCCACGCUUUGUGUGGGCUUGACUUUUUUUAAUAACCUACACCUCCUCCUCCCCAGUUCCAUCCUCUCUGCUGUUACAGUUGAUAAUACAUUGUUAUCUUGUCUGAAAAGGCAUGUGACUGGCUUUUUUUUUAAAUUAUUAUUAUAAAAGCUUCUAUUGACAUUUAGAUGAAAAUGAAAUUUAUCAGAAGUUUACUGUGCAAAUUAACAUACAGAGUCUUAAUAGCUACUACUUUCUGGAAGUUUUUACCUGGGUUUCUCUGCUUUCUAGUACGCAGGGUCCAAAAUUUAUAGUGAAGAUUUGAAUAAACCAUUAAAAAGUAAUAAAAGUCCUGUACUUACUUCCCUGGAUCUGUGUGUUCCAGACCUAAACGGGACUUGAGAUCCAGGAUAAAUGUAAAGACAGGCCACAAGCACAUACACAAUUGGCUACUGUCUGCUGACUAACGUGCUGUAAAUUCACACCAUGGCUUAGCUCAUAGUGUCUGUGUUUAGAUAGAUACCUUGAAAACUAUCUUCCCAGCCAUUGAAACAGUGACAGUUCUCCAGAGUCAAGGAGCAGCUAUGCAAGGUGCUGGCUUGCAGCAGCAUCACAUACAAGCUCGCAGAGAGGAAAGCCUGAAUGCUCUCUUACCUGCAGGUGCGUUCCUCUAGCAUUUUAAAGGUGCAGAUGAGCUAGCAAUUUAAGAGAUGCCUGGGGAAAAUUUUAUAACCUGUUCAGAAGAAAAGCUAGGAUUUAGUAUCGGAUAGCUAAAAUAAAUUCAUCAUCUCAGAUUUAUUGCUUUUCCUUUCAGUUUCUGGACAGGGUGUAUUUCUGCAUGUUAUACAUGCUUUUUUGUUUUUUUAUUAUUUCGUUCAUGUAAAAUUGAUUUUGGAAUGUAAACAUGAUUAGAUUUUCCCUUUAGAAUCUGCGCUUCUUUAUGAUUUAUCGCUUAUUGUAUUGGGAAGAGAAUCCUUAAAGCACUGCUGCUAAUGCUGCACUAGCUACAAGACACGCCAUGGUCAGUGCUGUCACUCCUCGUUAUUUCUUCUCCACUCUGGAGGCUGCAGUCAAAUAUCUGCAACAUCAUUCUUUCAGCUGAGCAGUCCACUUUAGGAAAGCCAAGGCAUUUCAGCCUGCCUUACUUUUGUAUCUUCCAAACCACUUCACAUAUCCAGCUUUAAUACCAAAGUGAUUGUAUAUAUCUGACAGGCUAAAUUCAGGAGAACUAUUUGUUGGAGAAAUGAAACCUAAGUUUUGGAACUGUAAAAAUACUCAGUUUUUGCAUAGAUGAAUAAUAGAUGUUUGCACUGAAAUCUGGUCUCUCAAGUGGAGGAGGGAAGGAAAGGUUGGAUAGUCUGCUUUUACUUAGUUGUUCAGAACAUAUUUAACGCUUACCAGUCAUCAUCAAGGUGCCAGUUAAAUCACAGGAGGUCGCUGGGAGACAUAAGACUUCUAACAGCAGAGUAUGCAAUUCCACAUUCUUUCAAAGAAGCAGAUGUUACAGGUAUACAUUUCAAAAACUAAUGCCGAGGUCUGUACUUACUUACAAGUCUGAAGUCUUCUAAAACAAGUGUGUACCAGGAUGCCAUGUCAAAUACCUUAAAGUUUGCUGACCAAUAAAAUAUCCUGAAUGUUA
This is a messenger RNA of Numida meleagris (helmeted guineafowl), 4112 nucleotides long. It is a transcript of the gene SLC25A32, whose product is annotated as solute carrier family 25 member 32. The record is from RefSeq and is a predicted model, not a curated record. The coding region runs from base 46 to 1014 and encodes 322 amino acids. Lineage: Eukaryota; Metazoa; Chordata; Aves; Galliformes; Numididae. The transcript has 7 exons. Gene Ontology annotation, cellular component: mitochondrion. Gene Ontology annotation, molecular function: folic acid transmembrane transporter activity; FAD transmembrane transporter activity. Gene Ontology annotation, biological process: nucleotide transport; folate import into mitochondrion.